AUGGUGACUCACACCCCCACCAACGGCCAUGCGGGCGAGCAAGACGUAGACCUUACAUCGUCGGCUCUCAACCACAGAAUAGCGGAACAGGCCGCCAACGGCACCAAUGGCGCCAAUGGCCACCACGCCAACGGACACGCCGCCGCGCCCGCAGAGCUUGACGCCUCCAAGCUCACCAUCCGCCGAGCCGACCCCGCCGCCCGCGCCGUGCCCGAUGAGGCUACAGCCUGCUCCGGCAACGAGACCAUCUGCACCGACCACAUGAUCACAUGUGCCUGGGACGCGUCGAGGGGCUGGGCCGCCCCCGAGCUCAAGCCCUACGGGCCCCUCAGCCUCAUGCCCACGGCCUCGGUGCUGCACUACGCCACCGAGUGCUUUGAGGGCCUCAAGGCCUACCGUGGCUUCGACGGCAAGCUGCGCCUCUUCCGCCCCGACCUGAACGCUAAGCGCAUGCUCAUGUCGACGCUGCGCAUCUCCCUCCCCGGCUUCAACCCCAAGCAGGUCGAGCGCCUCAUCUCCACCCUCGUCGCCGUCGACGGCCCCAAGUGGCUCCCAGCCGACCGCCCCGGCUCGUUCCUGUACCUGCGCCCCGCCAUGAUCGGCACCCAGCCGCAGCUGGGCGUGCAGGCCCCCAAGGAGGCCCUGCUCUUCAUCACGGCAAGCUUCAUGCCGCGCAUGGACAGCAUGCCCGGCGGCCUCAAGCUGCACACGAGCCCCGAGGACAUGGUGCGCGCCUGGGUCGGCGGCUUCGGCUAUGCCAAGGUCGGCGCCAAUUACGGCCCCAGCCUGCUCGCUACCAACGAGGCCCGCGCCCGCGGCUUCGGCCAGAUCCUCUGGCUGUACGGGCCCGAAGGCUACUGCACCGAGGCCGGUGCCAGCAACUUCUUUGUCGUGUGGCGCGCCCGCGACGCCGACGGCGGCAAGCUGCAGCUCGUCACGGCCCCGCUCGACGACCGCCUCAUCCUCGACGGCGUCACGCGCCGCAGCAUCGUCGAGCUCGCCCGCGAGAGGCUAGCCGGCGAGCUUGAGAUGGUCGAGCGCAAGUACACCAUUGACGAGCUGCUCGACGCCGACAGGGAGGGCCGCCUCGUCGAGGCCUUUGCCGCAGGCACUGCUUACUUCAUCUGCCCCGUGUCUCUGGUCCACCACCGCGGCAAAGACGUUCAGAUCCCCCUCGGCAAGGGCGACUCGGGCCAGUACACGGCCAAGAUCAAGGGCUUGAUGGGCGACAUCAUGUACGGCAACGAGCAGCACCCGUGGGGCGUCGUCGCCAGCAUGGAUUAA
Messenger RNA from Lasiosphaeria miniovina, 1284 nucleotides. RefSeq names its product aminotransferase. The transcript has 2 exons. Gene Ontology annotation, molecular function: branched-chain-amino-acid:2-oxoglutarate transaminase activity. The coding region runs from base 1 to 1284 and encodes 427 amino acids. Gene Ontology annotation, cellular component: mitochondrion. The record is from RefSeq and is a predicted model, not a curated record. Gene Ontology annotation, biological process: L-leucine biosynthetic process; L-valine biosynthetic process. NCBI's taxonomy places the organism in Eukaryota, Fungi, Ascomycota, Sordariomycetes, Sordariales, Lasiosphaeriaceae.